UAACUCUAAUUAGACUGAAAUAUAUUUUUUUAAUCGUGGAAGAUGCAGGAAAUGGUGCCUUUCUUUUUGGCGCUGGUCCUCUGCGUUCGCGCGACUGUCCCACAUCCGAGGAAUGGCCCUUGUCAUCCAAACCCCUGCCACAAUGGAGGACUCUGUGAGAGCAGUGAGACGCAGCAGAGGGGAGACGCCUUGGCCGGCUAUCUGUGCAGAUGUCCUCAUGGCUUCGAUGGAGGACUCUGCCAAAACAAUGUUAAUGAGUGUGCAAAAAACCCUUGCAAAAAUGGAGGCAUCUGUACCGAUUUAGAGGCAAACUACACUUGUGAUUGCCCCGGAGAAUACAUGGGCAGGAAUUGCCAGUACAAGUGUUCGGGCCCUCUGGGCAUGGAGGGUGGCAUCAUCUCGAACCAGCAGAUCACCGCCUCCUCCACCCAGCGAGCCAUGCUUGGUCUGCAGAAGUGGUACCCGUAUUUUGCCCGUCUCAACAGGAAAGGCAUAGUCAACGCAUGGAGCGCGGCAGAGAACGACCACUGGCCUUGGAUUCAAAUAAACCUGCUGAGGCGAAUGAGGCUGACUGGUGUGAUCACGCAAGGAGCCAAGAGGAUGGGUAAACCGGAGUUCGUCAAGUCCUACAAAGUGGCCUUCAGCGAGGAUGGAGAGACCUGGACCAUGUUUAUCGACAGGGGAACAAACGGGGACAUGGAAUUCAGUGGAAACAGUGACAACAACUCCCCCUCGGCCAACUCCUUCACACCCCCCAUUGAGGCGCAGUACAUCCGCAUUUACCCACAAGUCUGCAGGGGACACUGCACCCUUCGCAUGGAGCUCCUGGGCUGUGAACUCACAGGCUGCUCUGAGCCAAUGGGGAUGAAGACGGGCCACAUCCAGGACUUCCAGAUCAGCUCCUCCAGCAUCUACCAGACCCUCCACAUGGACAACUUCUCCUGGGUGCCGGGCAAGGCCCGCCUGGACAAGCAGGGCAGGGUCAACGCAUGGGCCUCCGCCGCCAACGACCAGGCCCAGUGGCUACAGGUGGACAUGCUGCUCCCCACCAAGGUCACGGGCAUCAUCACGCAGGGCGCUAAGGACUUUGGCCGUGUGCAGUUUGUGGGCUCCUUCAAAGUCGCUUUCAGCAACGACGGGGAGAAGUGGACGGUCUACCAGGACGAGUCACAGCAGAAGGAUAAAGUUUUCCAAGGUAACUUCGAUAACGAGACACACAGGAAGAAUGUGAUGGACCCGCCCAUCUAUGCCAGGUUUAUCCGGAUCAUUCCGUGGUCAUGGUACGGUCGGAUAGCGCUACGGACCGAGCUCCUCGGGUGCACAGAGGAGGAAGAGUAGUGAGCUGCUUUUCUCCUUCUUCAUCCAGAGACUGUGUAAAUUAAAAACAAAUCACCUUGUAAACAUGAUCUGUGGUUGUAUGUAUGUUGUAUGUAUACGGACAUGUAUUGUAUACAUACAGAUGUGAUGUUUUAUGUUAUUUUCAGAAUGUACGUUUCUGUAUGAAUGAUUUUGAAAGGGCUUUCCCCCAUGUGUUCUCUGAAGUGAUUUACUGACACAGCAGUCACAGUUGUGGUCAUCAUAUCUGAAGGAGCCCAGUAAUAUUUAAUACUAUUUCAAAGCCUAUUGCUACAUUGGUUGAUGUUGUGUACUUGUACUGCCAUUUUUAAUGUACAGUUUAUAAUAGCUUACAUGGUUCGUCUUUGAAAAUACUAAUAAUAAAAACUUAUGUGGUUGAGAGACUGAAAAUGUUACGGUAUGUGCUAAGUGCAUGUGGAACAUAACACCAAACCGAGUAAGGAAUGUAUUUCUGAAAUGUCUUUUUCUCAAAAUUACGCAUCCCUAAAAUGUAAUAAUACUCAAGGUCCUCAUCUCUGAAUGUCAGACUAGCUUCUAGUUUCUUUUUUUAAACUAUUAUAUGACUGCUUCAAUGGCACAUCUCAGUGUUACUAGACUUUGUAGUGUGUUUAACCUUUGGUUUUAGGUAGGUUCCAGUUCAUCAGACUUGUUUUCAUAUUUUACAUCUCUCUUUUUGCAACGGCACAUUGUAUUUAGAGUUGCAUAGAUUUCCCCUUUUGUUUCUUACAGUAUAUAGAUAAGUGAUUGUAUGUGCUGCACUUUUUUAAAAAGGUCUGAAUGUGAAUAACUGUUGUUUGUAUUGAUUUGAUUUGAUGAUCUACUUCACUCAUAUCAAUAGCAUAGAAUUUUGGUUUGUUUCAUACAGUAGAUUUUCUAUUAUUAUUUCGAUUUUUGAUUCUGUUUACUGAAGAUGAUAAUUUUAUCGUUGCAUAAUAUAAACAGAUAUUAAGAAUAGUACAUCAUUCCUCCUGUAGAGUGUUAUAUACGAUCUAACACUUUGUUGCAAUCUAUGGUGGUAAUAAAUGCUGUACACAGGGGUGAACAAAGUUUA
Messenger RNA from Engraulis encrasicolus (European anchovy), 2407 nucleotides. RefSeq names its product EGF-like repeats and discoidin I-like domains 3b (gene edil3b). The transcript has 9 exons. Gene Ontology annotation, molecular function: calcium ion binding; signaling receptor activity. Bases 43 to 1338 code for a protein of 431 amino acids. Gene Ontology annotation, cellular component: plasma membrane. The record is from RefSeq and is a predicted model, not a curated record. Lineage: Eukaryota; Metazoa; Chordata; Actinopteri; Clupeiformes; Engraulidae.